Messenger RNA from Anopheles darlingi, 2655 nucleotides. RefSeq names its product adipocyte plasma membrane-associated protein Hemomucin (gene Hmu). Gene Ontology annotation, biological process: biosynthetic process. NCBI's taxonomy places the organism in Eukaryota, Metazoa, Arthropoda, Insecta, Diptera, Culicidae. The transcript is spliced from 4 exons. The coding region runs from base 173 to 1933 and encodes 586 amino acids. The record is from RefSeq and is a predicted model, not a curated record. Gene Ontology annotation, molecular function: strictosidine synthase activity.
GGGCAGUUUUGUGCGUUUCGAAAAAAUAAAAAAAAAUAAAAAGAUUUUUGUUGCUACGUGGAGUUCGCGUAAAUUUUAGCCGGUAAUUCACUAGUACCUGUGAUUUAAUUAAAGAUUGCUCUCUCGGAGGAUCCUCUUUUUCCGCAGUGAAAUUUCCGCCGGAGCGUGAGAUAUGGGUUUUUUUAGGCGGGUGCGCAGGAGUUUGAUCAACUUUUUGAUCUUCUUCUUCCUGAUCGUGCUGCUGCCUGGACUUCCGCCAAACACGACCUUCCCGUUCGAAGGAUUUAGAAUAUCGAAACCCCGCGAGCUUAAAGGAGCGCUCGAGCUGACCGACCACCUCGACAACGCGGAACGGCUAUUUGAGGGAAAGAUCUACGGUCCCGAGGCGAUACUGGUAAAUGGGAAGGAUCUGUUCACGGCGAUUCACGGCGGAGAGGUCAUCCGCAUCAACGGCCAACACAUCACGCAUAUUGCCAAGUUUGGUAAACCAUGCGAGUUGUCUUUCGAAGAGGAAAUCUGUGGCCGGCCGCUCGGUAUGGCAUUCGACACGAAGGGUUCUAACUUGAUCGUGGCCGAUGCCUACUACGGUCUGUUCUCCGUGGAUUUAGCAAAGGGUGGCGAAAAGCAUCAGCUCGUCUCUCCCGAUACCGUGCUGGAUGGCAAGGGAGUGAAUCGUAAAGCGAAACUGUUCAACAGCGUAGCCGUUGCCCGGAACGGAGACAUCUUCUGGACGGACUCUUCGUCGGACUUUACGAUCCAGGACGGAGUGUUUACCGUAUUUGCCAACCCGUCCGGUCGGUUGUUCCACUUGGAUCGUGCCACCGGUAAGAACAAGGUGCUGCUGGAUCGACUGUACUUCGCGAACGGUGUUGCGCUGAGUCCGGAAGAGGAGUUCGUCCUGGUGGCGGAAACGAUGUCUUCCCAGAUUCGACGAUACUAUCUGAAGGGCCCGAAAGCAGGCACGGAUGAUGUGUUCAUCGAUGGACUGCCUGGUUUGGUCGAUAAUCUUAUCGCAGAUGCCGAAGGCAUUUGGGCUCCACUCGUACAAGCUGUAGACAGUGAAAAUCCAGCCAUUUCUCAGCUUUUAUCGAACGUUCCGCUUAUCCGCAAGUUCCUAAUCCGUAUGCUCGCUUUGGCGGAGCUGCCGAUACGAUUGAUUCAUCAGGUCGUGCCGAACGUGCACACACAGCGACUCAUUCACGCGAUUGGUCACUUUGAGUCGAUUAGCUUCCUGGCACCGAGCCGUCAAACCGUGGUCAAAAUUAGCUGGGGAGGUAAGCUGCUGGGAUCGUUGCACGGUACCGAUGGUACCGCCGGUGGCAUCUCCCAUGUCGCCGAAAUGGGUGACCACCUGUAUCUGGGCUCACCAUUCAACAAGUUCCUGGCCCGUGUGCCGUCUCCCAAAAUGCCCAAGGUUGAAGUGCGUGAUAUAAAGUACAGACCGGCCACGGAAUCUACGCCACCACCAUCCAAACCGGCGCCAACAACGACUACGGCCAAGCCUACUACGACAACAACUCCCAAACCGACGACGACGACGACGACGACCACUACGACGCCUAAACCGGCAACUACGACGACUCCAAAACCGGCUACCACGACCACUACCACCCCAAAGCCUACUACAACAACUACUACCACCCCGAAACCGACGACGACGACGACCACCACCACGCCGAAACCAAAAACAACGACCGCCACGCCAAAGGCAACCACCGCCAAACCACAAUCUGAAACACCAACGGGUGCGAAGAAACCAGAAACGAAACCCACGGCUGCGCCAACCACCACUACUGAAGCUCCACCGAGCAAGACUACGGGAAAACCGGUGGAUCCAGCCCCAAUACACGAGACGGUGCCCAACGAUACUCCCAAACCGAAGCAGGAGAAAUUGAAGAUCAUUAAGAAAGGAGGCGAACAAGGGGAACUGUAGAGGGAGGAACAUACAACGAAAAGCACGGCAUCAGCCGUAGAAGAAGAGCAACAUGUCCGUGGUCUAAUCGCACAAAAGAACUCUUCAUCGGAACAGGGUUCUAAAGGUGUCGCUAGAAGGUAGCGGGUUUUUUAAAUUUCACAUUAAUCUUUGAUUAGCUCUCAAACGUUACCGUUAAAUUAAACUUCCAACAAUUUAGAACUCUGAGCAUCAGCGCGAAACCACAGUAGAUGGCACAUUCCAGUGCGAAAUGACUAACUAACUAGUGCAAAGGAGCCGCCCCGUGUAUUGCAGCUAUAAUGUUAAACAUUCUUGUUAUAUUCAUUCCAUGCGUGAUGUGUGUUGUUCGACUUCAUUUUUCUACUCGAGAGAUUUUGUUUUGGGUUUUCUUUUUGUGAUUUUCAUUUCCAUUUUCGGUUAUCUCUAAGUGAACAGAACCCAACACUCAACACCAUACAACCAGAACAACAUAUUCACUUUCGUCGUUUUUCUCCAGACGAAAAAUUGGCCAGCGAUAAGUGAGGUCAGGCGUAGCGUGUAGUAACGACUACUAUAGGAAAAUACUAACAACUCAUUGAGAUUGGAUUUGGAUCUGCCGUACUCGUUUGGUCGUAGUGAUUGUUAUCUUGAGGAUAGCUGCGUCUGUUUUGUAUUCUUCGUCACAAUCAAUCUGUCCAGGGGUCCAAAUGGAGAAGGAUAAAUACAUUUGAUUUGCUUGGGAA